UUUAAAUGCCCCCAAAUGGAAACCACAGGAGUCUAUUAAAUGUGGUGGCUGUUUCCAGCAUACAAAUCAAUUUUCGUUGUGGUGAAUAAUGCUUGGUUUGUUUAAAGAGGCAUGACUGAUUUUUGGAUGAAGAAUCCUGUCACUUUGGCAUUUUCAUGGUUUUAUUUAUUGCUCACAAAUGUAUAAAACUUGGUGCUGGUCUCAGUGCCAAGCUUAACAGUGGAAAUAGCUGCAAGGACCACAUAACUACUGAUGCAGUCAACGGGCUUCUCCUAAAAGACAUUUUCUGGACUCUUGAGAAGCUGUUGUUUUGAGUAACAUGGCAGUGAAGGAUUUCAUCAUCUGGCAUCUGCUGGCUUUGUUUUUAAUUCCAUUUUGCCUGUGUCAAGAUGAAUACAUGGAGGUGAGCAGAAGAUCUAAUAAAGUGGUGGCCAAAGUAUUGCAAAGUCACCACCAGACUGGCCAUAAAGGUUCCAGCAGCAGGGAAAUAUUGAAACAGCGGAGUCAACUUAUAAAGUCGACUUUUGAUGAUAAUAGCACUUCUACAGACCAAAAUGCCCAGAGACCAGAGGUAGAUGAUGUAGCACAGACUACCUCAGACAGAGUCCAGCCCCCUCAAAGUGGACCUCAACAUCCAGACUGCAGUAGCUGCUGCCGUGGAGAAUUUGGAUUUCGAGGCUAUCAAGGGCCACCUGGACCUCCAGGGCCUGCUGGGAUGCCAGGAAAUCAUGGAAACAAUGGAAAUAAUGGAGCACCUGGCAAUGAAGGAGCAAAAGGUGAAAAAGGAGACAAAGGGGACAUUGGACCAAGGGGAGAUCGUGGCAAUCAUGGACCCAAAGGAGAGAAGGGUUACCCAGGGAUUCCACCAGAGCUUCAGAUUGCGUUCAUGGCUUCUAUGGCAACGCAUUUCAGCAAUCAGAACAGUGGAAUAAUCUUCAGUAGUGUUGAAACCAAUGUUGGAAAUUUCUUUGAUGUUAUGACUGGUAGAUUUGGUGCCCCAGUGAAUGGGGUGUAUUUCUUCACCUUCAGCAUGAUGAAACAUGAGGAUGUGGAGGAAGUGUAUGUAUACCUCAUGCACAAUGGCAAUACAGUUUUCAGCUUAUAUAGCUAUGAAUCGAAAGGAAAAGCUGACACAUCAGGAAACAGUGCAGUGCUGAAGCUUGCCAAGGGAGAUGAAGUUUGGCUGCGAAUGGGGAAUGGAGCACUCCAUGGAGAUCAUCAGCGCUUCUCCACCUUUGCUGGAUUUCUUCUUUUUGAAACAAAGUAAAAAAAAAAAAGUGUUCACUUUUAGGCAGCUUUUCUUAGCUGAUUUUUUUCCCCUGUUGAUGGGAUAAGAAAACAACAUGGUAGGAUUAGGAAGGCUUGUCCACACUGGGUAAAAGAUCUUAUUUUUUUGAAGAUACCUUGUCAGCUAGGUUUCACCUAGUGGUCAACUAUCAUAUUUCUAUUGGGGUAGAAAAAAAGAAAGAAAACAAAUCAACAAAACAGAUGAGGAAAAAAGGGGGAGAAGGUGGGUUUUUUUAAGAACUUAUUUAGAAAGGGGUUUGGUCAGUCUGACCCAAAUUUAGUGUAGAUAGAUUUUGUUCCAUACAGCAGAAGCUGCACAAUCCUUGAUUCAUAAUUGUUUAUUCAUUCAUUUAUCCAAUCCUCUAUGGAAAAUGGCUGUGAGUAAGUAAGUCUGCUCAACUCUAGGUGAGAGGGGACUUAGAGGAACAGGCUUAUACUGGACUAGAAAAACUUUUACAAAUAGAAAAUAUGUGAAAAAUAAAGCUAGUAGAGAUUCAGGUGAUGGCACCAUCCCGUUGAACACUUUUAAGAUGAGCUUGGUGACUGUAGCACAGUUCUCUAGUUUGCAUUUAUCCACUUAAAAACAUGCAAUGGUAGUAUUUCUUAGCUUUAGAGCAGCUCAAGGCAGAGGUUCUUUGGCUUGUUUUAUUCAGGAUGUCAGAUUAGUUCUCAACCAGGAGUCCACAUGAGUAGGCCCAGGGGUCUGUCAAACAGAGCCAGGAUUGGACUCAUUGGGGUUCAGGGCAGAAAGCGAAAGCCCUACUAUGCAAAGCUGAAGUCUGAGGCCCCAAGCCUGAUCAGUCAGGGCAGAAGCCAAAGCUUGAACAACUUAGCUUUGCAGAGCCUGUUGUGGUGUGGAGCCCCAGGCAAGUGUCCUGCUUGGUACCCUCUAGCCCCAGCCCUGGUUUUUAUAUGGAGAAAACCAGUCAUCAUGGCACAGGUUGGCUGUUGAGUUUUAAUAGUAUGUUGUGUGUGUGGGAGGGGGGUCUCAAAGUAAAAGGUUGAGAACCCCUGGACUAGAUGAUCAUAAAGGCCCUUACUGGCCUUCCAAUCUGUGAAACCUGGUACAGCAGGAUAUUAGAUUGCAGGAUACUAGAUUUCAGGUUAGGAGCAUAUUGCCAGAUGCUUAGAAUACUCACACAGCACCUCCAACUGGAGAAGGAGGAAUCUCUUGGAACACUUAGAAAGGUUUAAUACCUUCAUGUUUACUUACCAGAAGAGGUGUGCCAUUUACCUCAGUCUGUUCUGGAAGUUAUGUUUCAAGGAGCCAGUAUUUCAGGAAAGGCAUCACAGUAUGGCAAACCAUGGCUACAUCAGUACAAUAGUUAGCUGAUAAACUGAAACUUUAUCUGGUUCAGAAUACCUGGCCAUGCUAAGCAUGGCUCUGGUUUUUGUUAUUCCACAGUCUUCAUGAACAUUAACAUUUGCCCUCUGUUUUUUAAGUUAUAUUACUUGAAAUCCUGUGUUGCCAUUAACUUAGCAUUGGCAGUACCAAAUAGGCUAGCCUAAUACUGAUGUCUGAACUCAUGGGUCUUCUGUAUGUUCCAGCUCUUCCCCCCACAUGGAUGAAUCGGUAAGCAUUUUAACUGAUGAUUUGUAACAGAUGUAAGGUACCACUAAUAUAUAGCAAGAAGGUGGGAUUAGCAUUAGUGUGAAUUCUGAAUUCUAGCAAUUUUUUUACAUAGGAUAGUGAUUAUCAUUAUCAGUGCAAUAGAUUAAUGAAUUUAAAAUCUGACCUCUGUGUUUAAAUAUCCUUGUACUAAUUCCUAGUCUAUGUAAACAACUUCUUUUAAUGGGAAAAUACGUUGAUACUUGACCAAUGAGAUCUUCAUUACUUUUAUAUUUGUGCAUCAAACACUGACAAAAUAUGGAUUUUAAUGAAUAACUUUAGGUUUUGUCUGAAUUUAGUGUGGUGGUAAGCCAAGGAUAAUUUUCAUAAUCUAAACCCAUCUUAUUUUAAUGUAAUAUUCUGGCAAUAUUUUGACAUGCCUUAAAAUUUUAAAAAAAAAUCAUACCAGGAAAUCAUAUUAAUCUUAUUCUUAGAAUAAGUAUAUUAGGCACAUAUAAGAUAUGGCAACGGCCAAUAAGCCUCAUGGUACAAAAAUCUUUUGUUGAAAAUUUCAUUACUUCUUGUGUUAAGAAUGUUUGCUUACCUUUUUAUACAUACAUUGUACCUAAUAAAGACUGUCACAAAAUUA
Pelodiscus sinensis (Chinese soft-shelled turtle) is the source of this 3485-nucleotide messenger RNA. It is a transcript of the gene C1QTNF3, whose product is annotated as C1q and TNF related 3. Gene Ontology annotation, molecular function: protein binding. Lineage: Eukaryota; Metazoa; Chordata; Testudines; Trionychidae. The record is from RefSeq and is a predicted model, not a curated record.